AGCUGCCCCUCCUUCACAGGGCCACGCAACCACAAGAAGCACACACUGCAAAAUAUCGAGCCAUGUCUGAACGAGGUGGAAAACGCAGUGGUCGUGGCGGCGGACGAGGCGGUCCUAUGCCACGCAACGUACAAGUCUCGAAAAAGAUGUCCUGGCUCCUCCGCCACGGCGCAGAGAAAGAAGGUCUCAAACUCGACUCAGGCGGAUUCAUCAACGUCCAAGACGUCCUCAACAAUCGCAACCUCAAAUCUCUCAAAGUCACAUUCGACGAACUCAAAGCCUGCGUAGCCGACAACGACAAGCAAAGGUUCACCAUGGUGCCCAUUUCGGACGACUCAAAAACAAAGAUAGACGCCGCGGAAGGUACUCAGUCAUCACCUCUUUCUCCCGACGACCCGAGCCAAUACCUCAUCCGCGCGAAUCAAGGACACAGCUUGAAAGUGGAAAGCGAAGGGCUCCUGAAACCCAUCACCGAAGAGAACAUGCCCUCACAGGCAAUUCACGGCACAACACAUUCCGCCUACAUCAAGAUCCUCGCAUCAGGAGGCCUCAAACCGAUGACUCGCAAUCACGUACAUUUUGCUUCGGGAAUUCCAGCAGGCUUCAAAUCAGUCGUCGACGUGCCGAAUGCUGAGGAUGCAGCUGCGCCUGUGAUUUCAGGAAUGAGGAACUCGAGUACGAUUUUGAUAUAUCUGGAUCUGCAAAAGGCGAUGCAGUCGGGCAUCAAAUUCUGGCUGAGUGAUAAUGGGGUCAUACUGAGUGAGGGAAAUGCAAAUGGUCUGGUGCCGGUUGAGGUCUUCAAGAGAGUGGAGGACAGGACAGGUGCGGGAGUUUUGGUUGCAGAUGGCGAGAUUGUGAAGGAAGCACCGGCAGCGUGGGGAGGCAAAACGAGGGACAAGAGUGCAGCAUGAGAAUUGUAGCAGGAGCCCGUUGACCCGCAGCAUUGAGUAGGCCGCCGGAACGAGGCCCAGCGCUCGUUGCAGUAUACCGAGCAUCGAUACCGACUUUUACGCCGAG
Messenger RNA from Cercospora beticola, 1017 nucleotides. It is a transcript of the gene TPT1, whose product is annotated as tRNA 2'-phosphotransferase. Gene Ontology annotation, molecular function: tRNA 2'-phosphotransferase activity. The record is from RefSeq and is a predicted model, not a curated record. Gene Ontology annotation, biological process: tRNA splicing, via endonucleolytic cleavage and ligation. Lineage: Eukaryota; Fungi; Ascomycota; Dothideomycetes; Mycosphaerellales; Mycosphaerellaceae.